AUGUACUCCAUCUUACUCGCCGCCCUUGGCCUUUUGGUCGCCGCGACCUCGGCCGACGACAAUGACAACAUCACCACUUCAGCUGAGAGCGACACCCCUCCAGAAUGGUCCACAAACGAUGCUCUGCAGAUGAAUCUAUCAACUCCGGGCGGGCAGACCAACCCGCUCCAAUAUACAGUCAUUCCUCUUAUCCCUAACGCUGGCACGAAUCAAUCAAGCAGUAACUUUUCAUUGAACAUAGAUGGCAACAUGAUUGCUACCGACGUAUCCAACUUUAUCAAAGUCAAUAAGCCUAACGACGUCGCUUAUCUCUCAUGCGACAAUCCUUCGUCUGGCACCUUCAUUAGCACCAAUACAAUGCUAAAUGAUCUCGUCAACGCAAACCCAAAGGCCAUCGUCUUGUAUUCGCUUGCCGGCACUUGGUGCAGUCUGAAUUUUCAGAACCCCCCAGCUUUUUCUAAUAUCCUGUCCAUGGCCGAUAGCGGAGAAGCACAAAAUGUGCUGAGUUUCCUAAACGGAACUGCCAAUGGGAGAGUCGUCAACGUUUCCAUCACGGGAAAUUCAACCGUUGGAGAUCCUAAUGGCAACCCCAGCGGAAGUACAGGCUCCAGCUCAUCGGUCGCCAUGAGUGUUCUUUACACUAUAACAGGUCUCAUCACUCUUCUAUUUCUCAUAAUUAUUGCCACAGGCGCCAUAAGGGCACAUCGUUAUCCGGAACGAUAUGGACCUCGGAGAGCCCUGGGUGGCCGGCCUCGACAGAGCCGCGCCAAGGGACUGGCUCGCGCAGUUCUCGAGACUCUUCCCAUUGUCAAGUUCAACAACCAGGAAUCCGCUAAGCCGGAUCCUGAUCUUGAGCUAGACACGGCAACCACCGAUGGGCGUGACACCAGGACUCAGAAGUCGGCAUCAAUCCUUACAGAGGAUCCACGACAUGAAGCAGCCACGGCCGCCACGGGCGGUGGCGAGACCAAAGAACCGGUUCCAGUAGCUGAGUCCCACGGCGCUGCUGACGCUGGCACCAACCCAGUUGGGAACGUGGGAUGUUCGAUCUGCACAGAGGACUUCAAGGAAGGUGAAGAUAUGAGGGUUCUGCCUUGUAACCACCAAUUUCACCCAAAUUGUAUUGAUCCUUGGCUUCUCAAUGUGUCUGGAACAUGCCCCUUGUGCCGACUCGAUCUUCGUCCUGAUGCUGCUGAGAACAACGAUAGACCGGCCACCGAUAGAAGCUCUACACUACCACCUCCUUUGGCUUUGGAGGGUGAGGAUGGCGAAGGCAGCCAUCCGCAUCACCGCAAUAGGAUUUCACGCUUUUUCGAUAUCAACAGGCUGAGACAAGCAACAACGGAAGAACAAAUCGAAGCUCUUCGACAGAUGCGAUCGACUCGCCAGAACGAUACAGAAGCUCAUGGUGCAAGCGGUGAUGCGGGCGGCGUCCAUGAUGCAGAGGGUGAAAGAGGACAGAGGGCUCACUUAUCUGCGAAACUCAAGGAGAAAUUCCGAAUUCGAACCAGAGCUCGGUCUCCGGAGCGUCGCGAUGGUUAA
Molecule: messenger RNA, 1542 nt
Organism: Trichoderma asperellum CBS 433.97
Lineage: Eukaryota; Fungi; Ascomycota; Sordariomycetes; Hypocreales; Hypocreaceae
Source: RefSeq, a predicted model, not a curated record